AUGAGUAAAAUUCCACGUGAUACGCUAUUCGAAUGUGUCAAUGAAGUGUUGAAAGCAUCAAAGGAGAAAAAGAGAAAAUUUCGUGAAACAGUGGAAUUGCAAGUAGCACUGAAGAAUUAUGAUCCACAGAAAGAUAAACGUUUCAGUGGAUCCGUGAGGCUGAAAAAUAUUCCAAGACCAAAUAUGAAGGUGUGUGUGCUGGGUGAUCAGCAACAUUGCGAUGAAGCUAACGCAAAUGGUAUACCAUGCAUGAAUGCGGAUGAAUUGAAGAAAUUGAACAAAAACAAAAAACUUAUUAAAAAACUGGCAAAGGGAUAUGAUGCAUUCUUAGCUUCGGAAGCUUUGAUCAAACAAAUUCCACGUAUACUUGGUCCAGGUUUAAAUAAGGCUGGUAAAUUCCCCAGUGUUGUUGCUCAUUCUGAACCACUGGUAGCUAAAAUUGAAGAAAUCCGUUCAACAAUCAAAUUUCAGAUGAAAAAAGUAUUAUGCUUAUCAGUAGCAAUUGGGCAUGUUGGAAUGACACCGGAAGAGCUCGUUUCUAAUAUUGCGCUUUCCAUCAAUUUUCUUGUGUCAUUGUUGAAGAAGAAUUGGCAAAAUGUGAGGUCGCUACACAUAAAGAGUACAAUGGGGCCACCCCAGCGACUAUAUUGA
This is a messenger RNA of Acanthocheilonema viteae, 651 nucleotides long. NCBI's taxonomy places the organism in Eukaryota, Metazoa, Nematoda, Chromadorea, Rhabditida, Onchocercidae. The record is from the annotation of a GenBank genome assembly.